AUGAAGGUGCUGAAAGGUAUUGAGCAGAAAGUGGGAAUUAAUGACCAAUUAUUGUACUCCCACACUCACUCUAUUAGCAAGCUGGAGACCCAGAUUGGUCAACUUGCCGAAGCCUUCAAUAAGAGAGAGACUGGCCAACUACCAAGCCAACCUAUUGGAAACCCCAAUAGUGCCCAAAUAGGGAGGGGUAAGGAACAAGUCCAGUCGGUUAGAGUGUUGAGGAAUGGUAAGAGGGUGGAAAUAUAUGACACACCACCUACCUAUGAGGACUUCCCCUCUAAUACCCCUCAACAGACCACACCAGCAGAGUCAACCCCAGCCCAGGCAGAAGUUGAAUCAAAGGCAUUGAGGCCUCUCAUUGAUGGGAAUAGAACCAUUACACCUUCUUUGGUCCAUUCCCAGGAAAAUACUGAGAAGGAGAAUGAGCGACCAGUUGGGGAGGGACCUCAACUGGAUAAGUAUACACCCCGAGUCCCUUUCCCUGAUGCUCUCAAAACUCCAUCCUCUCCCCUAUUUGGGAAGCAAGGAGAGAAGAUGAAGGAGAUGUUGGAUUUGUUUCAACAAGUCCACAUCAACCUUCCAUUAUUGGAUGCAAUCAAGCAGAAGUUUGGAUUAGGAGAGUUAAAGUCCACUGAAGUCAUACUUCAGUUAACUGAUCGUUCUAUGAAAAGACCUCAUGGACUUCUUGAGGAUGUUCUUGUGAAGGUAGAUGAUUUAUACUUCCCAGUGGACUUCCUAGUCCUUGACAUGGAAUCUACCUCAGCCAAGCUUCCCCCUAUCAUACUAGGGUGUCCAUUCUUGGCGACCGCCAAUGCUUGCAUUAACUAUCGGUCAGGCGCCAUGGACAUAUUGUUUGGGAACAAGAAGCUUCAACUAAACAUCUUUACUGCAUCCCUAGGACCCUACAGAGAAGACGAGUGCUUUGCUCUGGAUAUGAUUGAUGAAGCUGUAUCGUAG
Telopea speciosissima is the source of this 957-nucleotide messenger RNA. RefSeq lists its product as uncharacterized. The record is from RefSeq and is a predicted model, not a curated record. Bases 1 to 957 code for a protein of 318 amino acids. Lineage: Eukaryota; Viridiplantae; Streptophyta; Magnoliopsida; Proteales; Proteaceae. The transcript has 2 exons.